Populus trichocarpa (black cottonwood) is the source of this 768-nucleotide messenger RNA. RefSeq names its product histone H4. Lineage: Eukaryota; Viridiplantae; Streptophyta; Magnoliopsida; Malpighiales; Salicaceae. Gene Ontology annotation, biological process: nucleosome assembly. Gene Ontology annotation, molecular function: DNA binding; structural constituent of chromatin; protein heterodimerization activity. The record is from RefSeq and is a predicted model, not a curated record. Gene Ontology annotation, cellular component: nucleosome. Bases 292 to 603 code for a protein of 103 amino acids. The transcript has 3 exons.
AAUACGACUUGACUCCCCAUUUUAUCUCAUCACACAAACAAACAAGUCUCUCCCUCUGGAUUUCGAUUCUUCACCUCGAGAUUCAAUUCCAAGUCUGCAGUUCAGGUUUUCAUGUGAUUUGCCCGUUAGGGUUUCAUAGGAGCAGCUAAAAUAAAUUAGCAUCAGCUUUCCACUAAUGAUGUUGAAUUGCGUCUUCAACAAUCUCCGUUCCUGUCAAUUAAUGUUCGAGAAGUGUUUUUUCUUUUCAAUGCAUUUCUGAGAAAAUGCAGAUCCUCUCAUUAAUUGAAGAAAAUGUCUGGACGUGGAAAGGGAGGCAAGGGUCUGGGAAAGGGAGGAGCCAAGCGUCACCGUAAGGUUCUUCGUGAUAACAUUCAAGGUAUCACAAAGCCUGCAAUCCGCCGUCUUGCUCGUAGGGGUGGGGUCAAGCGUAUCAGUGGUUUGAUCUAUGAAGAGACUCGUGGUGUACUCAAGAUCUUCCUUGAAAAUGUUAUAAGAGAUGCUGUGACCUACACCGAGCAUGCUCGCCGCAAGACUGUCACUGCCAUGGAUGUGGUGUACGCACUCAAGAGGCAGGGAAGAACUCUAUACGGGUUCGGUGGUUAGGGCUUUUGAUUUUAGAAUAAGUCUUGCUGUCAAGAAAUUUGGAUUGUAAUUAGAUUGGUAAUUAGGGUUUUUAGGUACUGUUUUGUAAGUAAGUUAAGGGUUUGCGUUGAUGGAUUUAACUUUGAGUUUUUGUUUGGGAAUGGAAUGGUGGUGUUCGGGUUCAAA